UAGGAUAUUAUAUAUUAAUUUUUUCAAUUCAACUCAUUGGGGGUUUACAUGGGGUAUUUACCCGUUCAGAAAGAUUCUAUGAUGUUUUUGGGUGUGGGACAUUCAUUUUAAAUGGUAUAUUAAUGUUGAUUGAAAAUUAUGAUGAAGUUCCCAGUCAUUUGCAAGAUAAAAGCUAUAUGGGCUUAAAAAGGGCUCUAUUAGUAUCAAUUUUAAUUAUUGUAUGGUCAGGAAGAUUACUUAUAUUCCUUAAUGACAGAAUUAAAAAGCAUGGUGGUGUUGACAAAAGAUUCAACGAUGUCAGGGACAAACCAGCAAAAUUUUUAUACUACUGGAUGAUGCAAGGUGUUUGGAUUAGCUGUAUUUUAACACCAUUAUUUUUAGUAUCAAGACAACACUUUUCAAUCUCAAUAUCAAUUACCGAUUACCUCUUAAUUAUAUUCUGGGUAUGUGCUUUUGUAAUGGAAACACUUGCUGAUGUUCAAAAAACCAUUUUCCUUAUGAAGCCAGAAAAUAAAAACAAAUUUAUCAAUAUUGGUCUAUGGAAGAAACUUCGUCAUCCAAACUACUUUGCCGAAAUUUUAAUGCAUGCCACCAUCUAUAUCUUAUGUGCUAGAGGUCUAAAUAGCAGAAUUGAUCAAAUGAUUGCUCUCAUUGCUCCAAUCUUCAAAGUAUUCCUCAUGACAAAAAUUGCAACCCCAAUGUUGGAAAAAAUAGCUGAUAAUAAAUUUAAAUCACAGCCACAAUACCAACAAUAUAAACAAUCAACUUGGAAAAUUAUUCCAUUUAUAAAUUAAAAAUAAUAAAAACAAAUUAUAAUUAAAAUUAUAAUUUAAAUAAAUGU
Dictyostelium purpureum is the source of this 841-nucleotide messenger RNA. RefSeq lists its product as uncharacterized. The record is from RefSeq and is a predicted model, not a curated record. NCBI's taxonomy places the organism in Eukaryota, Evosea, Eumycetozoa, Dictyosteliales, Dictyosteliaceae. Gene Ontology annotation, cellular component: membrane. Bases 123 to 794 code for a protein of 223 amino acids. The transcript has a single exon.